This is a messenger RNA of Vittaforma corneae ATCC 50505, 2130 nucleotides long. RefSeq lists its product as uncharacterized. The transcript has a single exon. NCBI's taxonomy places the organism in Eukaryota, Fungi, Microsporidia, Nosematidae. The record is from RefSeq and is a predicted model, not a curated record. The coding region runs from base 1 to 2130 and encodes 709 amino acids. Gene Ontology annotation, molecular function: single-stranded DNA binding; single-stranded DNA helicase activity; ATP binding. Gene Ontology annotation, biological process: double-strand break repair via break-induced replication; mitotic DNA replication initiation; DNA strand elongation involved in DNA replication. Gene Ontology annotation, cellular component: nucleus; MCM complex.
AUGGAAGACUUUCAUCUUUCUUCAGAACGAUUUUCUUUUGACGAGGAUAACAUAGCCAACAGACUGACCCUCACACCCUCUCAGAUAGAUCUAAGCUCGAACAUCACACAGUAUGCUGACAGCGAGAGAAUAAAGCUGAUUUGGGGCACUACAAUUAACAUUCAAAAUACAAUCGAAAACUUCAAGGAGUUUAUAAGAAGAAGCACGAAGUAUGUUGAAAUGCUCACGAAUAUUAAUCUUACAAGAGUGUUCGUUAUGCAUUUAGACUGUGCGGAGCUUGAAGAGGCUUUAUUUCUGGAGCUUCUCUCGUAUCCCCAAGAAGUAAUCCCGCUCUUCCAAAGCUGUCUUGGUGAAAUCUAUAUGGAAAUGUUUUUAGAGCAGCCAGAGGAAAUCAAAAUCAGGCCAUAUAACAUUGGAAGGCCUCUCAGUAUCCGAGAUGUUGAUCCUAAGGAUAUUGACAAGAUUGUAUCGGUGACUGGAAUGGCGGUCAGGACAUCUUCCAUCAUACCGGAAGUUAGAAGAGCUGUGUAUUUCUGUGUUAAGUGUACCAGGCGCGUGUCUGUGGACAGCAUUAAAAAUAUCAUCAAUGAGCCGACCAUCUGCGAAUGCGGAGAAAAGUAUGUGUUUGAACUAAGACACAACGAGGGAGAUUAUAUCGACAGGCAAGUAGUCAAGAUUCAGGAGCUGCCAGAAUGUAUUCCCGAUGGAGCCACUCCAUCCACAAUUACUGUUAUCUCAAAGGAUGAUCUGGUGGAUAGUCUCAUUCCGGGAGAUAAGAUCACAGCUAUUGGAAUUCUAAGGGCUGUGCCAGUAAGGGUAAGUCCCAACCUCAAGAAGCUCAAAAGUUCGUUCAGAGUGUUCGUAGAGCUACUUUCUGCCACUGUUUCAAAUAAAAAACACGAAGACACAACAGACUACCUCUCCGAGAUUGAUCGACUGAGAAGACAAAAAAACAUCUAUGACAUUCUGACAGCAUCGAUUGCCCCUUCUGUCUAUGGUCUUGAAAAUGUAAAGAAGUCGCUAUUGCUACAGCUUUUCGGCGGGGUUUCCAAAAACCUUAAAUCUUCCCGACUGAGAGGCGAUAUUAAUAUUCUAUUGGCUGGUGAUCCAGGUAUAUCGAAAAGCCAGCUACUGAGUUUUGUGCAUAGGAUCUCUCAGCGGGGAAUGUACACCAGCGGGCGGGGGUCCAGCGCAGUGGGUUUAACUGCCAGUGUAUCAAAGGAUCCUGAUAGUGGGCAGUAUAUCCUUGAGAGCGGUGCGCUGGUUCUUAGCGAUAAGGGGGUCUGUUGCAUUGAUGAAUUUGACAAAAUGAGCGACUCAACAAGAAGUGUGCUUCACGAAGUCAUGGAGCAGCAGACAGUCAGCAUCGCCAAAGCCGGAAUCAUCACUACCUUGAAUUCACGAUGCUCGAUAUUGGCCAGCUGUAAUCCGGUCGAGAGUAAGUACAAUCUGAAAAAGAGCAUUCUUGAGAAUAUCAACCUGCCACCUACUCUUCUGAGUCGAUUUGAUAUUAUUGCUGUUUUAAUUGAUCGGCCCGACGACAAGCUUGACAGGAGAGUUGCCGAGCAUAUUCUAGAUAUGUAUGCUGGUGAAAAGGAGGAAAGUAGAGGAGUCUCGCCUGGUCUUCUCAAGGCGUACAUCAAGGAAGCCAAGAAGAUCACUCCAGUGUUGACUUCGCAGUCAAUCGACGCUUUGGUGGAGGCAUAUGUGGAUCUAAGACAGCUAGACAAUGGCAAGACAGUUACUGCCACAACACGGCAGCUUGAAAGCCUCGUAAGACUUUCAGAGGCGCAUGCAAGAAUGAGGUUCUCUUAUACAGUUGAUAUUGUUGAUGUGAAAGAGGCAAUAAGACUGAUCAAAGAGAGUCUUUUGCUCUAUGCUCUUGAUCCGAAGACUGGAAGAGUUGACAUCGAUAUGGUUAUUACUGGAAAGAGCGCAUCAGAGGGCAAGCACAUUGAUAUGGUCUGUGAGAGUGUUCUAAAACUGGUAAAGAAGAAGACAAGCUAUGCAGAGCUUCUUGCAACACUUGGUGUUGAGGAACGCAUCCUCAGUGAAGCACUUAGGGAGCUUGAUGGCGAAGAGGUUAUUGUGUAUGACAAAGUUAAUGGAACAAUUGAAAGAGUCAAAUAA